Molecule: messenger RNA, 1813 nt
Organism: Helianthus annuus (common sunflower)
Lineage: Eukaryota; Viridiplantae; Streptophyta; Magnoliopsida; Asterales; Asteraceae
Product: probable polygalacturonase
Exons: 5
Coding region: 379-1728 (449 amino acids)
Biological process (GO): carbohydrate metabolic process
Molecular function (GO): polygalacturonase activity
Source: RefSeq, a predicted model, not a curated record
AUCAAUAUGAUAAAGAAUGAGUCCCUCUUGUCGGUUGUUAUUUUCCGCUCAUAUAAACAAUAAAAUCUAGAGACACUGAGAGAUCAAGUAAAGACGAAUCCUUGCUGAUCGUCACUGCUGGUAGCUCCACCGCACCAGUGCACCACCGUCGUCUCACCUCCGUAAGCACCGCCUCUCUCUCCUCUUUAUCCACAUAAUCGUACACCUAUACACAUUCCUCAUUGUAAUAUACCAAUAUUCAUAGAUCUACUCAUUCACACAACAAAAAACAUCUUCACGUUUGCGUGUGCCCUAAUUUUCGUCAUUUUCUCUAAAUUCUAGUGAAUAAAAUCAUCGAGCCAGUUUAAAAGCCCUAAAUCUCUGCAACUGUAACACGAGAUGAAGUACGGACUAGUUUGGAAUCUGUUUACGUGUUUCGCAGUAGCAUUAGUGUUCCUGCAAUGCUACUGUUCGGCUGCUGGAGUCGUUACGUGUUCCGGAAUGGUGCCGAUGGUGUACCGGAGCGAUAAGAUAUCGAUAACUGACUUUGGAGCUGUCGGUGAUGGUGAAACGUUGAAUACGAAAGCGUUUAGAGAGGCGAUUUAUCGGAUCGAGCAUUUGAAGCGGAGAGGAGGCACGCUGCUUUAUGUGCCUCCUGGUGUUUAUGUUACUGAGGCGUUUAAUCUUACUAGUAGGAUGACUUUGUAUCUGGCUAAAGGUGCUGUUAUUAAAGCUACACAGGACACAUCAAACUGGCCUCUAAUUGCUCCAUUGCCUUCUUACGGAAGAGGGAGAGAACGUCCAGGGGGAAGGUACAUGAGCUUCAUCCACGGAGACGGUUUGCAUGAUGUGAUUAUUACUGGUGAAAAUGGGACGAUAGAUGGGCAAGGUGAUGUGUGGUGGAACAUGUGGAGACAGAGAACGUUGCAGUUCACUCGACCAAAUCUUGUUGAGUUUAAGGAUUCUCGAGGCAUCAUCAUUUCUAAUGUCAUCUUCAAGAAUUCACCCUUCUGGAACAUUCAUCCUGUUUACUGCAGCAAUGUUGUUAUUCGGUAUGUCACAAUAUUGGCUCCACCCAGCUCUCCCAACACAGAUGGGAUUGAUCCAGAUUCAAGCUCCCAUGUUUGCAUAGAGGACUCCUACAUUUCCGUCGGAGAUGACCUCGUUGCUGUAAAGAGUGGAUGGGAUCAAUACGGAAUCGCUUACGGGCGUCCCAGUAACGACAUCACAAUCCGACGAAUCACCGGAUCGUCUCCGUUCGCCGGAAUUGCAGUCGGAAGUGAAACUUCCGGUGGGGUAACAAACGUAUUAGCAGAACACAUAACCCUAUCAAACACCGGCAUCGGAAUCCAUCUAAAAACAAACAUCGGUAGAGGUGGAAUCAUAAGAAACAUUACCAUUUCCAACGUUUUCAUGGAAAACGUCCGGAAAGGAAUCAAGAUAGCCGGUGAUGUAGGCGACCACCCUGACGAAAACUACAACCCAAAUGCACUACCGGUUAUGAAACAUAUAAGGAUUAAGAAUGUGUGGGGUGAAAAGGUCCUGCAAGCUGGCUUGAUCAAGGGUUUGAAGAACUCGCCGUUCACAGACAUUUGUCUUGCAAACAUACACCUAUCUGGGUCAAGUGGUUCGAGAAAUGAUCCAUGGACGUGCUCAGAUGUAAGUGGUGGCGCGGUUCAAGUUAGCCCAUCGCCGUGUUCAGAGUUAAUCAGCCGUAGUCAAACCGGUGUGUGCACUAUUCCUUUCUGAAUGUAUCAUAGUGUGUAAUAAUUUCAACUUCAAAUUCUGUAUUAUUGCAAUUAAUAUAUAAUUUAUUUGGUUACAUGGACUUUAA